Molecule: messenger RNA, 1624 nt
Organism: Hevea brasiliensis (rubber tree)
Lineage: Eukaryota; Viridiplantae; Streptophyta; Magnoliopsida; Malpighiales; Euphorbiaceae
Product: E3 ubiquitin-protein ligase APD2
Exons: 8
Coding region: 95-1258 (387 amino acids)
Source: RefSeq, a predicted model, not a curated record
CUUGCACCAAAAACACAUCUUUAGUUGGCUCUCUCCCUCUCCCUGUCCCUGUCCCUCUCCCUCUCCCUCUCCAUUCAUUCUGCUCGAAGCAGCCAUGUUCAGGCCGGUGUUGCCACCAGCUCCUAUCUAUUCUUGGCGAUGGAAAGAAUCCUGGGGACGCUUACUUGUCCCCUUGACUCUAUGGAUAUGUGUUUCAGUGAGUUUGCGAUAUGGUUAUUAUGCUGAUCGCCAUAUGGUGCUCGGACCUAGCUCAUCACGUUUGAUGAAGGCAAGUUCUGUGUUUGUAGAGCAGGUUGAAGUGAGAGACGAUGAUAAGAAAGGGGUUCUUCUAUAUGGGUUCUCUGAGAAGCCAGAACUGAGUUUCGAAACCAAUUGGAGCGUAUCAGAUUAUAUGAUUGUUGCGUCUUACAGUCGAAAGGGAUUUUCUCUGUGGUUGAACAAGGGUUCAAGGAUCCGUAUGAGAUGGGAAACUCAAACUAGUACUUUAAAUCAACUUCAAGUGGUUUUGAUUAAAGGAGAACGCAAGUAUGAAACUCUGCUGCCUACGUUGACGACUUCCCCUGACACCCUUAAUCUCAGUAAACCCUUAAAUGGUAAAGAUGCUGAGUACACUAUCCAGGAGGAUGACAAGUACUAUCUUGGUCUGGUAAACACAAAUCCCAGAAGCAUCAUAAUGAAAGUAGAUGUAAAUGUUAGAUCAAAACUCUAUGAUCUUUCGAAAGCGAGGAACAUCUGCUCAACAAUAAAGGGAUCAUGCCGUCUCAUGCUUCCAUUUCCAAAGGCUCAAUAUGUUGUAGUAACCACACCUGAUAAUGGGGAUCUAGGUGGAUGGUACAUUGAGCUAUCUUUUGUAGCUCGAGUAAUAACUUACAUUGCUAUUUUAGGAUUUAUAAUUGUUAUCAUUUUCCUGGUUUUGAAAUAUCUUGGAGCCUGUGAUUCUGAGGGUAAUAUGGUAGAUACAGCACCAAGGCAAGUUUCUGAGACUGAACCUAUAUUGCCACAAAAGCCAGUUCCUUUCACAUAUGGAACCAAUGAAGAAGAUGAAGAAGAUGGAUCAUCUAGUACUUCUUCAGAGGAUUUGUACGAUGCUAAAUUGUGUGUGAUCUGUUAUGAUGAACAAAGAAACUGCUUUUUUGUUCCUUGUGGUCAUUGUGCCACGUGCUAUGACUGUGCUCAAAGGAUUAUGGAGGGGGAAGGCAAAAUAUGUCCAAUAUGCAGGAGGCUUAUUAACAAAGUAAGAAGACUGUUCACCCCAUAAGACAACUUCGCUACUUGAGCUUGAAUAUUUGUAUGACUACGUUUGAGGGAUGUAAUUUUACAUUAGUAGAGACUUUGAGUGCCAAUUUUCUAUCUGCUCAAGUACAGUUCUUGGUUACUUUAUGUGCUGCAUUGUACUGUUUCUAAGAUAUACCUGUGUGUCCCUGAGAGGACAGUCCAAUGUUAUAGGCUUGGGAUCUCUAUUAAGGGCUCGCAUGUACAAAUUGUGCUGGUUUUGGUGGAGAACUACCUCUGCUGUGUACUUUCAUUCAGUAAUAUAAAUUUCUGUUGUACCCAAAAAACUAAAUUAGUUUAUCAGUGCACUAGUGAUAUAAAAUUCUCUCUGCAGAUAUUUAUAAUUUCAAAA